This is a messenger RNA of Owenia fusiformis, 1624 nucleotides long. Lineage: Eukaryota; Metazoa; Annelida; Polychaeta; Sabellida; Oweniidae. The record is from the annotation of a GenBank genome assembly.
UUAUCAUUUGAAUAUGUUUAGGAUAUACCUAACACAUCAAACACUGUUCUAAGAACUUCAAACAAAAUCAUGCUUUCUCAUAAGGUUUUAUUGAACUUCCUCAUUCGACUACGAAUACGCUGCCUAAAGUGUGAUCUUUAGACCUUUAAAAGGGGUUAUUAUUUCCAAAUACUGUAGUGACAAGCUAUUCAACAGUUUGCGUUCAGUUAGUUUGCUGGAUGAAUAUGUAUAAAGAGUUGUGUCUCUCUAGCUCUCCAUUCCUGACAAGCUAAAAGAUGCGAGGCAAGAAAUCUGCUGCUGCUGGGACAAUAAGGAUUUUAUUUGGGAUGAUAAUCUUACUAGACAUACUGCAUGAUGCUACAUCUGAAGAUCAAGAAAAGGCUUCAACCCCUGGAGUCCCAAGACACAAAACUGAUGGAGACUCAAACACAACAGAUACUCACCUAAGUAGCUAUAGCAACAUAACAACAAUUAGUAACCGUGCCAACAUAAAAAAUCAGAAUGAAACAGGAGAUGGUCAAAUAACAUUAUGGAUUUCAUUGGCAUAUCUUGGGGGCAUUGUCUCAGGUUGCAUCCUGGGAGUUAUGAUAAGUUACGUUAUCAAUGUAAAGAAAUAUUCUCAAUGUUGGACAUCAAAAGAGGGUAAUGAACAAGAAGCUGCCAAACCUAUAUUGGUUAAAUCAUCUGAUAAUAAAGAAAUUGUUAAGAAUGAAUACUUGGAUACAAGACCUAAUGACGAACUCCUGUAUUUGAAUGUUAUUGAGGAUGACAAGGACAUGAAAGUAGAUGUAGAGAAGGGUGAAUCUCAAGCUAAACAGACUGAGGGCAAGACUAGAGAUCCUACUCACAAUCCUACUGAUGAUAUUAGAGAUCUUUCUUCUGAUAGAUCUUCUAAUAGUCCUACUGGGGAAAUAUAUAAAAACCAGAGAUUUUUUAAUGAGGAUGUUCAUUCGACCACAGACAAAUCCUCACCAAAACCUGAAGUAAAAGAUGAGACUAUCAGACAGGGAAAACGUAAGGCAAAGAAAAGAGAAAGUGAUACUGAGCCACCAAAUCUGAUCAAUGAUCAAGAAAUUGAAAGUGAUCAAUUUUAUGUUAACGUAGAUCAUAAAAAAAAUCCACGAAGGUUUAAGCCUAGUGUCGCUCGAAAACCAUCAUUUUUACGAAAAGUAUUCUUACAUAAAGGGAAGACUUUGGACCCAUGUGAUAAAGCUUAUGAACAUUUGGGAAGAGAAUCAAUGUCAGGCCCAUCUAACACAAGUGAUUUGUAUGAGCCUUUACAAAGAGGAACAAUCUAAUAGCCUUUAAAGGAAAUUGAAGGGAUAGACAGCGCUAGAUGCUUGAAGCAAACUUUUUGAAAGGCAUGCCAAUAUUUCCAGAAUUCUCUGAAAAAAGGACUGAGACACGGAAUCUAUCCACAUAUAGAAGUGCUUGAAGAUUUCAGAUGCGACAUAUUCAAAAGAAUUAAAACUGAAAAGGUGGAUAUCUCCUUCAAAUCUAUGGCCAGAUUACUCUGAAAUAAAUUCAAAACUAUUGAACUUUUUAGAAAAUGGGCAUGAUAUGGAAUGAAGAGAGUAAAUUUAAAGGGACAUAUUUGAACAACUUGAGUGUGAACCUUUAAAGG